This is a messenger RNA of Archocentrus centrarchus (flier cichlid), 7823 nucleotides long. It is a transcript of the gene apold1a, whose product is annotated as apolipoprotein L domain containing 1a. Gene Ontology annotation, cellular component: extracellular region; membrane. Gene Ontology annotation, biological process: lipid transport; lipoprotein metabolic process. The record is from RefSeq and is a predicted model, not a curated record. Lineage: Eukaryota; Metazoa; Chordata; Actinopteri; Cichliformes; Cichlidae. Gene Ontology annotation, molecular function: lipid binding. Bases 1023 to 4589 code for a protein of 1188 amino acids. The transcript is spliced from 29 exons.
AGUUUUAAAAACGCCUGACAGGGAAGGAGUCGUCGGUUCGUUCCGCUCAGAUUUCGUUCACUAUAAAUUAGAUGUACAUGAGUCUCUGGGGCAUCGUCAAACCUCCGGUAGGGCAAACUGCUCAGGAAGACAUUAACGGGACGUGUUUUUCCUUUGUAGAAGCUUGUUGUUUAUCAUUUUCGGUCAAACGUACGUACCUAGCGUGGACGUUAAUAUACGGUAACGUUAUGUCAACAGCAGGCUGUAGCAAGUGCCUUUCUACUGAAGUCAAAAUGUAUUUACUACAUUGUUGACACUAGUAGGUCAUGUCCUGUCAGCAUACGGUUAAAUAUUCACACAAAUACACUGUGUAUACUUUGACAAGCAUUGAGUACAAAUUAUGGGGCUUUAUUUGUUGUGUUAGUAGCGUAAAAACAAUACAGCCUGAAUACUUUUGAUUAAUUCACUUAGGUGCCUACUUUUGCUGUUCGUAGCGACCUAAAACCUAAACAGUAACAGUAAAUGUUUGAAUAAAGUCGCAGAAAUCAAAGUUAAAGUAAAAAAAAAAAAAUCACAAAAAGUGAAGGGGACCUGUAAUGAUUAUUUCCAGCUCUAUGUUUUAAUCUUGGACUCUCUUAGAGUAGCUUUGCUUGAGUCACAUUUCAAAAUAAUCCUCAUUUACCUCAUUCCGAACCUUGAGGCAGACUCCCAGGUUAGCCUCAUUCUCAAACAAGCUCCUGUCCCUUUAAGAACUCUGUCUUCUGAUUGGCUGCCCCUCACAAACAGCAGGCACUGUCUACCUGAAGUCUAGCCCUCUAUAGGAAGUCACUAUGAACCAUGAUUUGAGAGAAGGACAUCUGGUUUUUCUGACACAUGAUCACAAGAGCACAUGGUGUGAUAAGAAGCAGACACUGAAUGUCUCUUGGUUGGAAAAGUACACGUGGGAAGCUAACAAAGGCUGUGCCCUUUAAGCCAUACCAGCAGGCCAAGAUUUACAAUACCACAGACAUGCCCCAGGUGCACUCUAAAAGCAUCAAGACAAGAUGGAAGCAUGUAUGAUGAAGCCAGGCGUCAAAACGAAACCAAAGUCGAUAAAAAGAAAUGAACCUGAGCAACCACCUCCCGCGGUUCCUCUGAGACCAACAGAUGCUGAACUGAGUCAUACGCAAUACAGAUUGAAUAAACUGACUGCAACAAACAAUGAGGAACUGAACUCCCCGACCAGAUGCAGCCAACGCAGGCCAAGUGCACAGACCAAGGACGCAGAGACCAAGGACACAGAGAUUGCCAAAGAAACUGAACAACCAGAAGCUGCUGCAGUUGGAAUAUUUUGGCGGAGCCAAAAAGAGAGAAUGCCCACUUUGACUGUCAAAGAGUCACUACAGAGUGAGGCGUCUGCCAGCAAUGGGAGUCUGUCUGAGAACAACAGCACAAAAGAGAAAAGAAGCGUUUUCAGAUCGAUCUUUAAGAAAUCUCCAAAACUAUCCGAAGGCCCCCGGUUGGAGGAGGGUGCUGAGACGUUGCAUGGCAGACCUUCUGCCAGCACUGACAGCCUUUCAGAAAGCAAGGGGAAAGGUGGUUUGUUUAGUGGACUCUUCAGAAAGACUCUGAAAACGCCGGGAGAGGGGAAUCUGUCAGCAAACAAAGAUGUGUCAGGCAGCAGUGACAGUCCGUCUGAGGCUGCCAGCACAAAGGAGAAAGGCUUGUUCAGGGAAGCAUCGGGAGCAAGGACAGAGUCACCGGGCAUAGAAGCUCAGAAAGAGCUGCUGACCAGCAAUGAUGACCUAUCUGACAAUAACAUCACCGAGGAGAAAGAUUUUUGGGGGAAGAUGUUUGAGAAGCCGCAUAAACCAGCAGAGAGCGCUGCAGCAGAGAUGGAGUCGGAGGGGAAUACUGAGGACCAGUUUUCUGCCAGCUGGGAGAAUUUGAGUGAUUCGACUGUCACGAAGGAAAAGACAGGAGGAUUGGCAGGGCUCUUCAAAAGGUCUCCCAAACCAUCUCCGCGCUCCAUCGCGACUCAGGAUCCGCUCUCGAGCCACCUGUCAGACAGCUGGGACAGCCUCACAGAUGCUGGAAAGGAGGAUGUUUUGGCAAAGAGUCAGUUGUCCACCAGUAACGACAAUUUUUUAGUGGCUUCAAGCACCCCAAAGGAGAAAAAAGUCGGGUUCUCUGGGAUCACUGGGAUGUUCAGACAGACUGAGGAGCAGCAGGAAGGUGAGGACAUGGAGGCUCCAGAAGGAGGUGGGCUGAGAUGCAAGACAACCAUCAAGAAGAAAAGACAAGUUGUGUCAUUCCGAGUCAAGAAAACGCUUCCAAAAAUUCCCGAAAUCGGUCUGGCUUCACAGAGUUCAGAUAAAAUGCCUGUCACUGAGCAGACUUUUGAGAUGCAGGAGAUGAACCAAGCACAGGUGAGCACAUUUGUGGUCCAGCCAGUGGAGAUGGCUGCUUAUCCAACUGAGGAAAACCCAGCUGAAAUUGAGCCAGAAGAAGCUGAGCUGAUGGAGUGGUGGAACACAGUGAAAGGUUGGACGGAGUGGAACGAGGCUUCUGAUUUCCAGGAAGAAGACGAGGAAAUGGCGAUGGAGCAGGCAGCUGAUCGUGUUUAUAUGGCAGCCCGUCUGUUUGUGCGUCUUUUCAACCAGCACGGGGGCUCCUUACAGCAUCGCAUCCUGGAGCUUUUGGCUAUGGCAGAUGCUGCAGAUGAGUUCCAUAAGAAGACGGUGUCCGCCGCUGUGGGGGGAGGCGUGGCCAGCGUCGCAGGCAGCAUCACCACAAUCACCGGGCUCAUUCUGGCGCCCUUCACUUUUGGUACCUCUGUUAUUGUGACAGCAGUGGGGAUCGGUGUGGCGACGGCGGGCAGCAUCACGUCAGCAACGGCUAAUAUCACAGACACGGUCCACUCCAACAUGGACUGUAAGAAGGUGGAGAAAAUGAUUCAGGGCUACCAGGAGGAGAUCAAAGACAUCAGAGAGUGCCUGGAGUUUGUUCAGGAAGGUAUUGACACCCUGCAGGAGUGGGAUUUUGAAAAAUACGCACAAAGUGCUGCCAAAAAGGCUCUGAACCACAACAUUAAACACGUGAUGAAAGAGGGAGGCCGCGCUGGAAAAACCCUGAUGAUCAACACAGAAAAGCUCAUCAGCACCGUGCAGGUUUUAAGUGCAGCAGGUGGCGUCGCCAAGGCCGCACGGGCCAUCAGUGUCACCACAGGUGUCAUAUCAGCGCUCUUUUUGGCUUUGGAUGUUUUCUUCCUCGCUAGAAACUCUCACGAGCUCCGCAAGGGUGCCAAAACCCAGUUUGCCAGCAAGAUCAGAGAAGUUUGUAAAGACCUUCAAAAUGGCCUCCUGGAGCUCAACAAGGUGAAGACGCAGUUGCAAAAGACAAUGGACGGCAUUGAGGUGGAGGAGUUUGAGGAGGUUGAAGAGGUGGAGGUAGAGGCUGAGGACGACUUGGCGUCUGAUCCAAAGAAGCUGGCUGAGCUGGAGCAGGAGCUGGACCUACUGGAGGAGAAAGUAGACAAGAAGGUCGAGGAUGUGCAGAAGAAGGUCAAAGAGAUGGAGGAAAAUUCAAAAAUUAAAAAGGAGAAAAAAGAUGAGAAGGAGAAAAAGAAGGACAAAGAGAAGAAGGAGGACAAUAACAUCAAGAACAAGGUUGAAGAAAAAAGCAAGUCCAAAUUGGAGAAGAUUCCUGAUGAGGAAAAGAAGGAGAAAAAUGAGGCAAGUGACAAAACCAGCAAAGAAGAAGUCCUGAAAGAACAGUUGCAGAAAGAAAGCAAACAAGACAAAGACACCAAGAACCAAAUAACAUCUGGAAAUGACAAGCAUGAGAGUAUGGGUGGCAAAAUAAAAGAUGAUAUUGGUACAAAUAAAACAACAGAAAAAGAGACACAUAAAACUGGAAAGGAGCAGGAGAAAGUGAAGAGCACAUCAGAAGGUAACAAAAGUGAGAGGGUCAAAAUUGAGAGAGAAAGUGAAAGGAGAAGAAGCAGCAGGGAUGAUGGAGAGAUGAAGCCACCUGAAAAGACACCUGUAAAUGAGAAAGCAGGGGAGAGAAGUAAGAGGAGACACAGCAGCAGGAGUGAGCAAGGGGGAGAAAGAGGAGGCAAACAUCUAACAGGAGAAACUGGUGAGGGGUGGCAAAGUUGCCACAAAGACGGACAGAGCACGAGAAGUUGGGAGGAGGAGAGAGGAGUGAAGGAUUGGAGAGCUGAGAUGACAAAAGGUAGAGAAGAAAAGAGAGAGGGUCAGGAGACAGAGAGGAGGAAAGAGUCGCAUCAAGAUGAUGAAAUAUCGUCAACAAACAGGAGGGAGUCAGAAAGGGAGUCAGGGAGCAGCAGAGAUGAUUCAAAGAGGAGCCACCCCAGGACGGGCCAUGAGGAGCAGGGGGAGAGGAGAGAUGAGAAGAAUACCAGUUUGGUGGUGAGCACAAGGAGGCAGUUUGAGAGAGCAGGAGGUGAGGGAGAGGAAGAUAAGGCAAAGAGAAGACAGGAUGGAGGGAAUGAGAGGAGUAACACCGAGAGGAGAGGAAGUGAAAAAGAUGUAGAGCAUGAACACAGCCACCGAGGACAUCGAGCUCGCUCCAACGAUUUCCUGCGAGAUAGACUGAACAUUUAAUUCUAACAUCUCACAAUAACAGCUGAAAUCAACAGCGUGGUACUCCCAGAAGAAAAUCCACGCCAGAUAUUGCCUGAGAUUUGUCACAUUUUCAGGUUUCUCACAGUACUGCAGUGAACCAGUGAUACCUGUGUACACUUCAAGGUGUACAUUACAAAUAGGAACUGCAUUCAGCUACUUUUAGUGAUGCAGAUACCGAGAAGAGACAGCAGGAGGUGACAUUAAAGCAACACAGAGGAUGAGCUUGUAUGUGAUUGCUCACAUCUGACAUCUAAAACAAUAAGCAACUGCAGCUUUAAAUAUUACUUUGGUGAAGAAGAAAAAACCGUGAUGUGGAAUUGAAAAAGUUCUGCAAAUCAGCUGAUUUUUGCUCUCCAGCAGUAAGAAAGUGAUCUGAUUGAUUUAGAAAUAGCAGCAGCAGCAGCAUCGUGAGCCGUCCAGAGAUGCACGAGAAGAUCAGGAGAUCAGAAGUAUUUGAUGAGCUGCCGGCUCAUCGAUCCUCUGCUGUGCUGUUGGUUGGAUUACCAUGAAUUUUAAUAAUCCACAGAGGAUAAAUAUAAUGACUUUGGCGCCUUUAGCACUACCAUCGGGUCAAAGAUAAAACUUUGUCACAGAGGGAAAUUUACUUCAAGUACACAAUGCUGGUACAAUGCAAUGCCAAAAAAUAACUCAAAAUAUGAGGUAGUUAACUGUAACUACUUAUUAACUAUCCAUCCAUCCAUUCUCUUCCAUUUAUCUGGCACCGGGUCACGGGAAGAGCAGCCUAAGCAGAGAAGCCCAGGCUUCCCUCACUCCAGCCACCUCCACCAGCUCAUCCGGGGGGACCCCAAGGUGUUCCCAGGCCAGCCGAGAGAUAUAAUCUGAAACACAUGGAGGCCUGAAACACAUGGAAGUGUUUCAGGCCUCCUCCUGGUGGGACAUGCCUGAAACACCUCCAUGAGGUGUACUAAUUGACUAUAACAUAUUAAUUAGCAGGCUAAUAUUUGCAAUAUUUAGGCUAAAACUCUGAAACGCUCUCUUUUUCACUCGCUUACUUCAGUGAGCAAAUGUAAGUGGGUCUAUCUGCAAACACUCAGUACAACAGGACACUAACACUUCAUAUGAAUCAUUACUUUUUGAUGCGAGGACAUGUCUUUAGGGGUGUGUCAUGUAGUCUGCAAAACUGCAGAUUGACUCAUGUUAAAGCUCGGUGCACUGUGUCAUGGUUAGCAGAAAGUAGUGUACAGGCCGUCUGCAUGUUUUGCAAUUUCAGGGUACUUUCUUUUGGACUAUUUGAUGCACUGGAUGAUAGUAAAAAUAGUAAGGGAGGGUUCAUUUAAGACAUGGCUGAAGUCACUAUAAAAUUUCUUCAGCUGAAUAGGGGAGACCGCGGAGACUUGGGACAUAAAUUAAUCUAAAUACAAAAUGUGUGUGGAACCCUGUAUAACAGCAACACAAACCUUUUUAUGCUUGUUAAAAUCUACACACAAAAAGGUUUUUAGGCAGCAGAACAUUUAAAAAGAAAAAUGCACAUUUUGAUGAAAUAUAGGCAAUUAAAAUGGACCUUGUAUAUGGGGAGACAUGGGACACAGAGCAGGAAGAUAUGGUACACCUAACACGUUUUCUUAUGAAAUAUGAGAUCAUUUUUUAAAACAUACUUUUAUUAAAACCAUUUCUCUGUAAUUGAAUGCAAUGUGAACACUGUUAACCAAUUUGUUAACUAGGAUGAAUUUUAGUUCGGUUUUUGCAACCCAAUAUCAACCUUUAAAUUUGAUCUGAUUUUGAGCCCAUGAUUGGUGUAUUUUUUAUUUUGUUUUUGGUGGCCAGCUCGAAUGCUAACUUUCUAGGUUGUUUGGAUGUUAUCCCAUGAAACAUUUUUGAGGAAGUUGAUAAGUAUUGCAUGAGGGUUUCCUCUUGUCCUUUGUUGAAUACUUGGUUUAUACUGUUUAUAGUGUUAAUUUUGGAAUACCUUUUUCUUUUGCUACUGAUCUGAUUAAUUUCCCUCAAUCACUUCCUUUACUGCAGCCGUUAUUGCAUCACUGCUGAUUAAGCCACGCUCUGUUGUUGUUGUUUGCUUUCUAGGCAUCUGAAAUAAACAGCAUCAUUUUAAGAAAGUGAAACAGAAAUGAGAAUUAAAAAUCCAUAAGGGGAGAGAUGGGACAGAUGUAUUUUUCUUUUAAAAGAUAAAAAAUAAAUAUGCAAAAAUGUGGUCGUUAACUGUUUGAUCUCUGUAGUUGCCAUUACAGCAACAGGGGCUCCGUAUUGGUACGAUGUACGUAGCGAUGGCAUUGGAUGGAAAGCUUACAGUACAAGUUCGGGAGAUGUUAAAAUAAAAAUUCCACCUACAUUGUUUAUAGGUGCAUCGAGAUGAGGAAGAGGAAGUUCUUUGUUGGCCUACUUAAAAACAAAUAUGAGAUAUAACCUUUAAUCUCAUUGGUUGCUCCAGUUUCCUAGAAACAACCCCGUCCCAAGUCUCCCCGGUCUCCCCUAAAAAGCAGGUGAAUGGUUGGAUUUGGUGAGUCAGGAUGAUUUGCAGCCUGUGCUUUAACUAAAAUGAUCUUUUUAUUAGAGCAUUUUUUUGUGAGACAGAUUGAGAUGGGUGAGAUGUGGAUGUUCCUUCCUUCCUCCCUCUUUUAUCACUGACUUUGGUUCAACACAGCAGUCAUUAAAAAAAGAGAGAAUAAGAUAGAGUGAACAUGAUUAUUAUUAACAUGAUGUUAACUCCUAACAUCAUAUACCUUUUUAAAUAUAUUUAAAACAUGUUACACUACAUGGCGUCUUUCUUUUUUCAAAAAUUGGUGUUUCAGGGUAAAAAUUGUAUGAUUGUUUUUAACUCCUGCUUUUUCUAUCAAUAUGCUGCAUAUUUUUAUUUUGCAAAACACAACAACAACAAAAAACAGUUUGACUUCAUAUUUCAGGUACUGCAGAACACCUGCCCUAGAAAUGCACUAAGCUCAGAAUAAUGAUGUGAUGCCUGUUUGUUUUUAAAACUCACCUGUUACGGAUUUUCAGAGCACUUUAACCAGCUGUGUUAGUGUUCACAGGUUUAAUGCCACUACAUUUAGUGACAGCUGUGUGUGUGUGGCUGUAGGUUUUCACCACUAUAUGUAUAUGGUCAUUGUAUGUAUUUUUAUGAGUUUUUUUCUAUGCCACUGGACUUUUCUUGAAUAAAUAAAUAGUUACAGAAAACUCUGCUUUGCCUCCUUUUUGCUACACAUUAGGGGUUUGGGACAAAGCUAUAGCCAAUGAGUCUAG